Micromonas pusilla CCMP1545 is the source of this 525-nucleotide messenger RNA. RefSeq lists its product as uncharacterized. The transcript has a single exon. Gene Ontology annotation, biological process: translational initiation; ribosome disassembly. The annotation marks the transcript as partial. NCBI's taxonomy places the organism in Eukaryota, Viridiplantae, Chlorophyta, Mamiellophyceae, Mamiellales, Mamiellaceae. The record is from RefSeq and is a predicted model, not a curated record. Gene Ontology annotation, molecular function: ribosome binding; translation initiation factor activity.
AACAUGGACACCGGCCCGCCUCGGAACGAGGACAUCGACCUUCCCGAGGUGCGCGUGAUCGACGAGGAUAAAGCGCCCGUCGGCGUGAUGUCCUCCGCGGAAGCGCAAGAGAUCGCGGACGAGGCUGGCUUGGACCUCGUGAUGUUCUCCCCGGAGGCGAACCCGCCGGUGUGCCGCAUAAUGAACUACUCCAAGUACAAGUACGAGCAGGAGAAGAAGCAACGCGAGACGCGGAAGCGCGCGGCGGCGACGAGGAUCGAAGUGAAGGAGCUCAAGAUGCGGUAUAACAUCGACUCGCACGAUUACAUGGUGCGUCUGAAAGCGGCGAAGAAGUUUCUCGACGGCGGCGAUCGCGUCAAACUCGUGUGCCAGUUCCGCGGACGCGAGAACGAGUUCCGCGACAUGGGGAGGGACAUGUUUAUGAAAUUCGUCGACGAUUGCAACUCCGACGAGGACUUGUGCACCCUGGAGGGGAACCCGUCCAUGGAGGGGAACAGGAUGGUGAUGGUGCUCGGCCCGGUGAAG